GCAAAAGUCAAUAUAAAUUAAAGAUACACCAUUCCUGGCCAAUAAGAGACAGGAUCCACCUUCCGAGUCAUCAACACCAGGCUAUGAGAAUUACAGAGCACAUUACAGUAUUUCCUAUUACAAGAACACCCUACAGCCCCUCUUGCCAGAAAGGUGCAUAUUUCUGAUUUGGAGACCAUCUCUGGAACAUCCAUUUCUAAAAAUGGCAGCUAAUAACUUUAGUCAAACUUGGUUCGUGAUCAAUGAUGCCACAUCUAUAAAUCAAGACACUGAAUUUCAAGUUCAGCAGAUGCAGCUGUUUCAUGAUAGCUGGAAGAUUGCUUUCUUUCUUAUUUUGCUGCUUUUUGUUCUUACUGUAAUUAGCCUGGUUUUAUUAGCAUUUCUUCACGAGCUGCUUCUUUGCUGCUUUUGUACAAAGAGCAAAAGUUUAGAAAUUCUGGACAAUGAACCCCAUGCUGCAAGAAUUGUGAUGAGUACUAUGAAAAGACAUAAAAUUGAAAUGGUAUAGAAAAUGAUUUAUCAUGACAGACAAAUCAAAAUAAAUCAAACUAUUUCAGAUGGAAAUUUAUUGCCAUUUGAUAUCAAAACAAAUGAAAAAAUCUUCAGCACAGGAUUAGUCAUUGAGAAUUUGGUAAAAUAGUCAGCAAAGUAAACUAGAUUAGAGUCUUGUUAACAAAAAAAUAAUCUUCAAAUACAGAAGAUGACUUAAAGAAAGUAGUGUUUUAUUAAUCUGAUUCCAGAGCGCCUGAAUUAAAAUGAGAGCUCGGAGGUUAAUUUACAACAGUGAUACAGAUCCAUUGAUUCAGUUAAUAAUGUGGAAACUGUUCAAGGAUGGGGUUGAGGGAGGCAGUUGUCCGAAAAAAAAAGGACAAUGGCCUGAAUCUUCAGAUCUGGGCCAGAAUCUUUAUUUUCAAUCCUGAUCAGAAAAAAAAAAUUGUCCACUGACCUUCGGAGGAAUUUUCCUAAGUGAAGCACUGAGCCAGAGUCAUCCCAGCCAAACCAGUCCAGUUCCGUUCAGGAACUCACUCAUUGGAUCUGAAACUACAUGCUCUUUUGCAGCAAUAACCAUCAUAUUCCACAUUUAAAAGGUCCAAAGUCACUUUGACUUAUACUUACAUCUCUCAAGAGAUGAGGCAGUAAAAGGGCCCAGGGCCCAAUAGGUAUAGGGGACCAGGGUGCUAGAUGCACAAGGAGAAGUGUACAGCAGGCAAAUAGGCAGGCAAUGGUGCUUAGAAUAGAUUAGAGGCUGUUGUGGAGCUAAAGUAGGUUUGGUUGGGGAAGUUCAUGAGAAUCUGGGGUAGGGGUUGGUGAGAGUAUGAGGUGGAGGGUCAAUGGAGUGUCA
Chiloscyllium plagiosum (whitespotted bambooshark) is the source of this 1342-nucleotide messenger RNA. It is a transcript of the gene smim18, whose product is annotated as small integral membrane protein 18. Lineage: Eukaryota; Metazoa; Chordata; Chondrichthyes; Orectolobiformes; Hemiscylliidae. The record is from RefSeq and is a predicted model, not a curated record.